AUGGCUCUCGCUCCGGGCAAUAUCGAUCCGAAUAAUCUUAUUCUAUAUGCAUAUCAACCCAGCGCAGCGGCUGCUGGUGCCUUUAUGGGAAUCUUUGGUGUAGCGACUGUCGGUCACAUAUUCUAUCUUCCAAAGCUACGCCAAUGUUUCUUCAUCCCGAUGAUUAUUGGUGGCAUCAUGGAAGUCGGCGGCCUAUACGGUCGUUUCUGGGGUCAUAGCGACCAAAACAACUUCAAGGCGUAUGUGCUACAGGCCUUGUUGCUGACGCCGGCACCAAUCUUCCUCGCUGCGACGAUGUACAUGUCACUUGGCAGGAUCAUCGUUGCUCUUGACUCAGACGAAGACCAUACUCUAAUUCGUCCCCGCUGGCUGUCGAAGAUAUUCGUCAUUUUCGACAUUAUCUGUUUUAUUGUUCAGAUGGGUGGUAUUGGCAUGCAAUGUACAACCUCGUUGUCCAUGCAGAAGACUGGGCGUACGGUUACGAUCAUCGGCUUGGUUCUCCAGCUGGUCAUCUUCGCGUAUUUCCUCAUUGUGGCUCUUGUCUUUCACCGACGUAUAAAUGCCCGUCCGACUGCCAUCUCGGUUCACCACACCGUGCAUUGGAUCAGGCAUUUACGCAUUCUAUACGCGACAAGUGUUCUGGUACUUGUCAGGAAUAUCUUCCGCGUCGCCGAAUACAUCGAGGGCCCAGAUGGUCCGACUGGACAUUCAGAGGUAUAUCUCUACAUCUUCGACUCGGCAUUGAUGGCGGGCCUGAUGUGGGCAUUCGUCAUUGUACAUCCCGGCAGACUCCUCAGAGCUGUCAAGAAGCUGAAGAACCGUCGCUCCUUUGAGCAAACAGAGGAAGAGAAGCUCGUGGCUCAAAAUACAUACCAGCGAUUGAGCGUGUGA
Messenger RNA from Aureobasidium namibiae CBS 147.97, 891 nucleotides. Its product is annotated as RTA1-domain-containing protein. Gene Ontology annotation, cellular component: membrane. The record is from RefSeq and is a predicted model, not a curated record. The transcript has a single exon. Bases 1 to 891 code for a protein of 296 amino acids. Lineage: Eukaryota; Fungi; Ascomycota; Dothideomycetes; Dothideales; Saccotheciaceae.